AUGAACUUGACACCGAGGUUAUUGAGCAGCUUGUCGACAGAUUCCUUAACACAGGACAAAAACGCACCGAAAUCAGCUAAUCCGGCCGCUCAGGCUCUUGUUGGCAGUAGCACUUAUUGGUAUACAGAAGGACUUCUGAAGCCCGGCUCAAUCAAGGAUGAGGCAAAGAUCAAAGAAUGGAUUCAAGGUUACCAAAAAGAAGCUCAGAAGCCGGUUGGAAAUACUUUCAGUCAUGCAUCUCCAGGCGCUAAGCAGAGUUUAAACGAAGCCGAACAGGUUCUAUCGCGAUUUGUACGGGCGACAUCAAUGCAAGCGAAGCAAUUCGAUGUGGAAUCAGUCACUGAUCCAGAUCUAAAACGUCAACUUAAUUAUGUAUCCUUUGAAGGAAUGUCCGCUCUGUCACCAGCUGAUUAUGCAGCAUUCAAUCAGGCCCAAAACACUUUGAAUCGUGAGGCAAGUGAGGUAACGAUCUGCGAUCUCGAUGUACCACCUCCAUGUGCUCUGAAGAAAAUUGAUCUUGAAUCGAUAUUCCGUACUGAGAAAGAUGCCAAGAGACUCUCUCAUCUUUGGAUUUCGUACCUUACUCGAUUGAGAAAGCAAAAGCCUACCUAUCAGAAGCUGAUCACACUUUCUAACAAAGGUUUGCUUACGCAAAAUUCAUUUUUUCUGAUUGCAGUUGCACUAUUUUAUGAGAGAAAGGCUUAA
This is a messenger RNA of Cooperia oncophora, 705 nucleotides long. Lineage: Eukaryota; Metazoa; Nematoda; Chromadorea; Rhabditida; Trichostrongylidae. The record is from the annotation of a GenBank genome assembly.